CCUCUGUUUCUGCUCAUCAGGACUUAGUUUGUGCCGGAGCCUCAGUUUGAGCCUCAGUUGGACUCCGGGCUUGAGUCUCGCUGAGUGUCAGUCCGAGUGUCGGAGGAUGACUUUGGGCUGACGGCGUGUCUCGGCUCUGCUUGUCGGGUUUGAUCGGCUUUCUUGCGGCUGUUCCGUAACUUUUCUCGGGGCUCCGCGCUAACAGGCCAGCUGCUUAGCUUGUGGGCCAGUUAGCCAGUUAGCCAGUUAGCCUCGGUGCUGUAUUGUUGGCUGCUAGUUGGCGGCUAACAGCUAGCAGCUAACAGUUAGCCUGCUGGUGUCGCUGGGUUCUCGUCAUGCCGGCGAUGCUGGAGAGAAACCCUGAAAUCCCCGGGAAGCGGAGGGGCAGGAACCCGGUGACCGGCGGCGGGAACAGCGGUGUGAAUGCUAAUGCUAAUGCUAACCCCGGGAGCAAAAGUUUGUCUGCAAAUGGAAACAGCAGCAACUUGUGGGAAGAAGGAAGUUCAGGAUCCAGCAGCGACGACGAGCAUGGCGGAGGGGGGAUGCGAGUCGGACCGCAGUACCAAGCCGUGGUUCCGGACUACGAUCCCGAGGUGGCCCAGGCGGCUCAUGACAGAGAAAACCUCGGUCUGUUGGUCUGGAUCCCCAGCAGCUCUGUGGCCGACACCCAACUGGACGAGUACAUUGCCAUCGCCAAAGAGAAGCAUGGCUACAACAUGGAACAGGCGCUCGGGAUGCUGUUCUGGCACAAACACAACAUCGAGAAGUCGCUGGCCGACCUGCCAAACUUCACGCCGUUCCCGGACGAGUGGACGGUGGAGGACCGGGUCCUGUUCGAACAGGCCUUCAGCUUCCACGGCAAAACCUUCCACCGCAUCCAGCAGAUGUUACCAGAUAAGUCCAUGUCCAGUCUGGUUCGGUUCUACUACUCGUGGAAGAAGAGUCGCAGUAAAACCAGUCUGAUGGACCGUCACGCCCGUAAGCACAAGAGAGAGCGAGACGACAGUGACGACGAGGUACAGGAUAGUAAUGGAAACACUCCCAGCGACACGGAGUAUGAACUGGCCAAGGACGACAAGAAGGAGGGUUCUGGAUCAGAGAGGUCAGAGGUCAAACCAGCGACCGUGCAGAAGCCGGUGUCUGUGUGUGGGAAGGCGGUGCACCGGGUGAAGAAGCGUCCUCCUAAAGGCAUGUACCUGAGCCAGGGCGACGUGGCGGCCGUGUCCUCCAGCGCCCCGACGGCGCAGGGCGUGAUCCGCCAGCUGGACUGCCAGCUGGUCAGCAUCAAGAGACAGAUCCAGAUGAUCAAACAGACCAACAGCGCUCUGAAGGAGAAGCUGAGCUCCGGAGUGGAUGAGUACCGACAACCAGAGGUGAAUCAGAAGUUCAACACCCGCUGGACCACAGAGGAGCAGCUGCUCGCAGUGCAAGCCAUCAGGAAGUAUGGGCGGGACUUCCAGGCGAUCUCAGACGUGAUCGGGAACAAGUCGGUGGUGCAGGUGAAGAACUUCCUGGUGAACUACCGCCGCCGCUUCAACCUGGACGAGGUGCUGCAGGAGUGGGAGGCGGAGCACGGCGUGGAGGGCGGGGCCAAGAUGGAGGCGUGUCCUGAGGAGGAGGAGGAAGAGGAGAAGGAGGACUCUGUUUCUCCUGCGGAGCCCCAGAAGCCUCCUGAGACCUUCUGACCUCCGACCCCUGUGAUGUCAUCACAACUUAAAUUCCUGUUAGCGCAGCUGUACUGAAACCCAAUCCCAUAAUCCCCUGCAAUACCACAGGCAGACAGACAGACAGGCAGACAGACAG
Molecule: messenger RNA, 1803 nt
Organism: Myripristis murdjan (pinecone soldierfish)
Lineage: Eukaryota; Metazoa; Chordata; Actinopteri; Holocentriformes; Holocentridae
Gene: rcor1
Product: REST corepressor 1
Exons: 13
Coding region: 336-1685 (449 amino acids)
Biological process (GO): regulation of transcription by RNA polymerase II; negative regulation of DNA-templated transcription
Cellular component (GO): histone deacetylase complex; transcription regulator complex
Molecular function (GO): transcription corepressor activity
Source: RefSeq, a predicted model, not a curated record